Theileria orientalis strain Shintoku is the source of this 3777-nucleotide messenger RNA. RefSeq lists its product as uncharacterized. The record is from RefSeq and is a predicted model, not a curated record. The coding region runs from base 1 to 3777 and encodes 1258 amino acids. The transcript has 4 exons. Lineage: Eukaryota; Apicomplexa; Aconoidasida; Piroplasmida; Theileriidae.
AUGUAUACACGAUUGCAGAGACAAAACAGUUUCGGUCCUCGAGAAUCAAAGAGUACUUUGGUUAUUUCGAGGAUUAUGGAACUGAAAAUCCUUGAAGGCGAAUCAUCGAUUCCUAACGCAUCGCCGAUCGUUUUGGAUAGCAUAAACAACAGUUUGCAAUUGUUAAUUGAUUCUUGUGACUCUACGGGUCCAGUAAUAUGUGAAUUGCCUAAAUUUGUUAAAAAUGUCACCAUAUCGCAAUGUGAUUUAUCGGAGAAGGAGCUAAUAAACAAACGAUAUUUCGAGUAUUUUGAAGGAUAUUCACUCGCAAAUAAUGUACAGUAUAUCCCAGUGGAGAUAGAGUGCCUGUCGACCAUGAGCACGGAGCUGAGUAAGUCGAUUCUAGCGUUGUUCGUGUCAAUAGUGUUCGAGUACAUAUCGGAAGACAAAAACUUGAGAGAAACGGAGCUUAUUAAAUGGGGAAGUACGUUCCUGAAGAGAAUAGGGAACUUCCUGGGACUGAACGAGCUGGAUAUAACUUCGAUAAUAAAGCCGGUGUCAGAGAAUUUGGAGUUGAAACAGCUGGGAAUGAACUUUGACGAUUUGAGGCUGGAAAAGCAGAUACACAUUGACUACAUUAAGGAGCAGUUGGCGCCAAUGCAAGAGAAGAUAAAUGAAUUCUUUAAGCAAACGCUGGGAACGUUCAGUGACGGAGAGAAUGAAAAUGAAGCAGAUGACAUUGAAGGAAUAAAAGGGUCUGAUAAGACGAGCCCAUACUCGGAGAAGACGAAAGGAUCAUUCGAUAAGACAGCAGGGUACAGGGAAGGAUCAGAUCAGUACCACGGUCAUGAGGCUGGUGAGUACGACCGUCAGAACGAAACGAGUGAAUAUAAACAGUACGGUGAAAAGGACUUUGAUUUGCUGCUGGACGAUGAAGAUGACGAGGGGGAAGUGGACGACGACGAGGAGUACUUUAAGAGGAAUUUUAUAGAAACGUACAACAAGGAAGGAAAGUAUAAGUAUGAUAGCGGAAAGUACAAAGGCAGUGUGAGUAGUAUGAUUAAGCCCAAGGACCAGUUUCAAAAACUGGGAGAGCAGUUUGACGAGUUAACUGAACCUGGCACUAAAUAUGCCAACAGGUUCGACGAGUUCACAGAGCCGAGCUAUAAGGCUGAGUCGAGCACGAACCAACAAAGUGGGUCUCCGAAGUACGCAGAUACACUAGAAGAGUUGACAGAGCCUAGUUACAAAGGGAUUGAGCAUGUUACAGAUAAGAACUUUAGUGAGGGAGUUGAGGCAGAUCCAGGAGAAUUAUUCGAUGUGUUUGGUGGGUCGGCUAGUAAGAAAGAUGAGGAUGGUGCUAAGGUGACUGAAGACAAUGAAGAAAGUGGGCUUUAUAGGCCAUCAGAAUAUAACGAAGACUACGACUACCAGGAUUAUUCUAGAGAGUACAGUAAAGAAGAUUAUCAGCAAGAAUAUAAGCUAGAUGGGUCAUCAGAAACAGUUCCCCGUGCCGAAGUUGAGUACGAUGACCCAGUAUCAUCCUUUUUUUCGAUUGAAAACGACGCAUCGGUUGGACUGGCUGCUAGUGAUGCAGCGGUAGGAGCUGGUGAACAUGGUUAUAAUGAGGGGCACGAAGCCUCAGUGCCUGCAGUGCAAAUUGAGUACAACGACGAAUAUAGAGAGCCGGAGGAGCACUGCGAGAGCACAAAUGAUAAGCCUAAAGUGGAUUUAACGAACAUGCUGAGUAACUUCUUAUCAAACGACUCCUCACUGGAUAUAUUUAACGCAGAGGAGCAUGUGACGAGUCCAGUACUAACAGACCUGGAGAACGUGGAUACAUCGGGAAUAAAUAGACUAGUGUCAGUGUCCGAUACAGGAACCGAGCACACGAACAUGGGAUACGAAGAUGAAACCAGAGAAGUGGAGGAGGAGGAAUUGUUGAGAAAGAUGGAAAAAUCAAUGGUGCACAGGACGUCGAUGCCACUGAACGAUGACUAUGACAACUUGUUGUACGACAUGUCGAAUUUGAACCUGCCGCCGAAGAAGAAUAAGAGUUUGCUGUCGAAGAUAGGCAGUAACAUUUCUAAGAAAAUAAAUAGAGUCUUUUCAAUCAACUCGGAAAGGACGAGCAGAACGACGCCAUCACAGUCGAUAAACACGGGAUCGAGUGCAUAUCCACAUCAAGACUAUUUGAACGACCUGACGCUGAUUGAAAAGUCGCCGGACAUAGUGGCAGUGCUGGUGCGCAACCUGGUGUUGAAGUACAUAAUCAACGGCUACAACGACUCGAGAGGACAGGCGAUAUUCGGACUCUUCAGCAACCUGCUGGGAGUGACCUGCGGAAGCCUGCUGAGCAUAGAGAACAACAUGGUCUCGGACCUCGUGGGAAUCAUGGACAUGAACGCAGCUAAGACGACGACGAAGAAGAUGACCAAGAGGCUCAAGAUACUGAGCGCAACAGUGGGAGGCACGGCGCUGCUGGCGCUGACGGCAGGAGUGGCCUCGCCAGUGCUCGCAGUCGGCGUGGUCUUCCUGGGACUCUCGGGCACGGGCGUCUCCACGUACCUGAGCUCGAGCGAGGGCACGAACAUACUGAGGAACAUGUUCGGCCUCAACGUCUCGCUGACGCAGUUCAAGGCGAAGCGAGACCUGAUGACGAACCUGCAGUUCAUACAGCUCAACCCGAGCGGAAUGCGCGAAAGCGCAAGAGAACACGACUCGAGCAGGUUCCUGCUCAAGGACAGUCCGAGGCUGGACUCGCCGCGGGACAAGGACGACCAGAACAACUACAUCGGAAUCUGCAUCUGCGUGGGCAACAACAUCUUCCUGAACGAGAUCUUCUUCUUCGAAAACAACUCCGUGGACAUGCGCUCGAGUGAGACGAACCGGCACUUCGACUCUGAGUACAUCGAUAUCUGGAAGCAGCAGUUCCCAGUGCCGAUCAACGACCUGUACCUGCUGAAGUGGGAGUCGAAGCUGCUGGCGUCCCUGCACAGGAUGCUGCUGAAGCUGAGGGCGCUCUCGAUCUACGACAAGUGCCGCGAGCUCUACCGCACCUACAACAACACCGUCUACACCACGCAGCCGGACGGCGCGGCGAACGAGCUCGACGAGGAGGACCCGCUCGCGCCCGACGUGCGCGACAGCAGCGGCGGCAACAAGUACAGGAACGAGGAGGGCAGCAGCGGCAACUACUACUCGGGCUCCGCGGGCGACGGCUCGCCGAGCGGCUGCGAGCCGUCGCCCAGGGGGGGCCCGGGCCCCAGGUGGCCCCUGAAGGACGCGCGGACGAUCAACUGGCCCGUGGGCCUCGUGCAGCUCUGCAGCAACCUCGACAACUGCUGGCUCGUCUGCAGGAACAGGGCGGAGACGUGCGGCGCGCUGCUGGCGAACGCGAUCUGCGACAAGAUGCUCACCGGCGACCGCCACAUCUCGCUCGUGGGCUACUCGAUGGGCGCGCGCGCGAUCUUCUACUGCCUGCUCGCGCUCUUCGAGCGCAACCGGAUCAACACCGUCAAGGACGUCGUGCUCAUGGGCCUCCCGAGCACUGCGGGCCACGCCGAGUGGUCGAAGUGCUCCUCGGUCGUCGCCGGCCGCCUCGUGAACGUGUACAACGAGAACGACUGGGUGCUCGCCUUCCUCUACCGCUACACUUCGAACUUCAGGGUUGCCGGGCUCGCGCCCGUGCUCCACGAGCGCGUGGAGAACUACAACGCCACGAGCCUCUUCACGUCCCACGUGGACUACCUGGAGAACGUGUCAAAAAUCACCGCGCACCUGAACAUUCAGCUCUAG